UGACCUCUCUUUCUGUGAGUCAAAAAAAAAAACUACAAAACUCGUAAGAGCGAAAAAAAGGAAACAUUAUUUAUAGCAAUAUAGAAUAGAUAGAUGGAUAGAUAGAUCAAGAUAGAUAGAUUUUAGAGGAAUAGUAUGAGUGGUCUUACUCAUCUUGAAUCAGGUUACUCUGAGUUUGUUGAACUUGAUCCCUCUGGAAGAUAUGGCAGAUACAAUGAAAUCCUUGGCAAAGGCUCUUCAAAGACAGUUUAUAGAGCAUUUGAUGAGUAUGAGGGGAUUGAAGUUGCUUGGAACCAGGUCAAACUCUAUGAUUUCCUGCAAAGCCCUGAAGAUCUUGAGAGGCUCUACUGUGAAAUUCAUUUGCUCAAGACAUUGAAACACCACAACAUUAUGAAGUUUUACACUUCUUGGGUUGAUACUGCAAACAGGAACAUCAAUUUUGUCACUGAAAUGUUCACUUCUGGGACUCUAAAACAGUAUAGGCAAAAGCACAAGCGAGUCAACAUUAGAGCAGUGAAGCAUUGGUGCAGACAGAUCUUGAAAGGUCUUCUCUAUCUUCAUAGCCAUGACCCACCAGUCAUCCACAGAGAUCUCAAGUGUGACAACAUUUUUAUCAAUGGCAACCAAGGGGAAGUGAAAAUCGGUGAUCUUGGCCUUGCGGCGAUUCUUCGAAAAUCCCAUGCUGCUCACUGUGUUGGCACACCGGAGUUCAUGGCUCCAGAAGUAUAUGCCGAGGAGUACAAUGAAUUGGUUGAUAUUUAUUCUUUUGGGAUGUGCAUCUUGGAAAUGAUCACCUUUGAAUAUCCCUAUAGUGAAUGCACUCAUCCUGCUCAGAUCUACAAGAAAGUUAUCUCUGGGAAAAAACCAGAUGCCUUGUACAAAGUGAAAGAACCAGAGGUGAGGCAAUUUGUUGAGAAAUGCUUGGCCACCGUGUCACAAAGGCUCUCUGCGAGGGAGCUUUUGAAUGACCCUUUUCUCCAAAUUGAUGAUUGUGAAUUGGGUUUAAAAUCGAUAGAGUGCCGUGGAGAAACAGACUACAUGGACCCUUUGUUUAGGCAUCCUUAUCUUGAACUUCAUUAUGAAGGAAAAUCAUUUAGUAACAGCUCCUUCAAUGGCUACGCCAAUGGUGUUGUCAACUUUGAAGCCCAAAAUGAAUGGGAGCUCCAUUCAACUGACAUCAAACAAAGUGGAAUGGAACUAUUUGAAUACAAUGACGAUGAACAUGAUGAGCAUCCUGUUAAUGUUGAUAUAACCAUCAAAGGGAAGAGGAGAGAAGAUGGUAUCAUCUUUUUAAGACUCAGAAUUUCAGACAAAGAAGGACGCAUCCGAAACAUCUAUUUCCCAUUUGACAUUGAAACCGACACAGCAUUAAGUGUUGCGACUGAAAUGGUUGCAGAACUGGAUAUAACCGAUCAAGAUGUGACUAAAAUAGCUGAUAUGAUUGAUGGAGAGAUUGCUUCGCUGGUACCCGAAUGGGAGCCAGGGCCAAGAAUAGAAGAAACUCCCCGGUUUGCCAAUUUAAAUUUCUGCCACAAUUGUGCCUCCAAUCACACCUCAACUGGUUCCUUAAUGAACUUUCUGUUAAAUAAUCCAGGAGCCAAGAACUUGCAAAUUCUACAAUGUUCUGGAAAUGGAUGUGCAGCUAUGCAUGGCCGGUUCGAAGAAAUCACAUAUCAAGUUGAUGGACCUGAGAAUUAUGCGUCAGAAAGUGCAAAUGAUCCGACUUUAUCAGGCCGAGCCAAUGGUUUCCAUUUUCCGGAAAUUUGGGAUCACCACGAAAGCCUUGGAUGCAGUUCACUAGGCUCUGGAGAGAGUCAUACUGAUGAAGAACAUCAAUCAACUUCUAAGAGAGAAACGGAGCCCGAAGCCAUAUCUUGUGAAAGAAAUUUGAUCCAAUCUUUAUCGGGUACUCAUUCUUGUACCAAGAUUCCUGCAUCAAUUGAUCGUGAUCUUUCAGAUGAUUAUGAGCUUGAAAUUCAGCAAGAACUGAGAUGGCUUAGAGCAAAGUACCAGAUGGAACUGAGAAAACUUAGAGAUCAACAGUUAGGACUUGUACCAAAAUCUCCAAAGAUUAAUUCAAGUUCGUGUGUUAGCAAACCCAAAAUCAUUAAUGGCGUUUCAUCAUCAUCUUCAGUUUUGAAACAUUGCGGCUCAAGUUUGCACGGGCAAGUUCACAAAAUCACCCCCAUUUCGGAAACCCUUAGGGCCAGGAAAUGCGAACCGGUCUAUGGCUCUUCCAAUGUAGGGGAUAUGGUUACUGCCAAGAGCUUCUAUACAGGGUCAUGUCUUCCAAAGACUCUUCACAGGACAACAUCCCUACCAGUUGAUGCUGUUGAUUUAUAACAGUUUGUAAGGGCGGUUUGGCCCAACAUAAGAUUUUCCAUAAGCGUUCUUAGUGGUGUAAGUUCGAGUCAUACAAGCAAACUUUCUAGAAAUGAAAAAAAGGACUCUAUACAUCUGGUCCUUUUAGUGAAA
Camellia sinensis is the source of this 2475-nucleotide messenger RNA. The record is from RefSeq and is a predicted model, not a curated record. Lineage: Eukaryota; Viridiplantae; Streptophyta; Magnoliopsida; Ericales; Theaceae.